Thalassophryne amazonica is the source of this 1090-nucleotide messenger RNA. RefSeq lists its product as uncharacterized. The record is from RefSeq and is a predicted model, not a curated record. Bases 174 to 785 code for a protein of 203 amino acids. Gene Ontology annotation, biological process: egg coat formation; binding of sperm to zona pellucida; positive regulation of acrosome reaction. NCBI's taxonomy places the organism in Eukaryota, Metazoa, Chordata, Actinopteri, Batrachoidiformes, Batrachoididae. Gene Ontology annotation, cellular component: extracellular matrix. The transcript is spliced from 2 exons. Gene Ontology annotation, molecular function: acrosin binding.
AUUAGAAGUCACACUGGAGGUCAAUGGCGUAAAAUCCCAUUUCACAUGAAUGCAGCAUAUUUGCAUGCAGGCUUCAUCAUCUGAUUGGCUGCACCUGUCACUGCUGCACCUGAUUAAAGCCACACUAGCAGCAGGUGUGUAGUCAGAGUGGGUGACUCACUUUGGGACUUGUAAUGGGGGUGUUACAGUUGUUUCUGUGCCUUGUUAUUCUUGGACACUUUAUUGUUGUUCCAGCAUUGAAUGAAGAGCAAAAUAAUUUAUUUUCCUCAGAUUUUCCAGGAUUUUGGGACAAUGUUCUGGGUUUUCCAAUUAGAAGAUCCUUCGAUUUUUCUAAUGAUGGUGUUUUUAGCACUUGGCGAACCCAGGUACCUGACGGCAGCAUGCUGGCGACGUUGCCUCUGUAUGUGAAUGUUCCCACUGUGCAGGUGUCCUGUGAUGAGUUUCGUUUAAACGUGUUGGUCAGUAAGAGACUCGGCGCUGUCACGCUGAGGGAAGAGGAGCUGCAGCUGGGCAACGGUUGCUCCAGCAACAAACAGUUUCCAAACCACUUUGUCUUUACGUAUAAUCUGGAUCAGUGUGGAACUACUCUUGUGGUACAGAAAGGAUUAGAGGUGUAUGUCAACUCUCUCCACUUCAGUCCAAGGAGACCCGUCAACUCCUGGUGGCCAACUCCUUUCAUGGUCCACAUCUCCUGCAUGCCGAUGAGGUGCUUCUCAGUUACCCAACCAUGUAUGUGUUUAAAGGUCAAUGCUAAAGGUGGGGGGGUCCUGUCUCAUCAGGUCUGAGAACCUGAUCCCGAUGGUCCUCCCUGAACACAGCAGGAGUUUCACCAUCGAAGUCAUGAACCGUGAGUCAUAACGUGGGUCAGGAUGGUUUUUAAUUCAGUUUGAAGUGGUGUGUGUGUGUGAAACUCUGUCCUUCUGCAGAGUCCAACACCUAUGAAAGAGGCCAGAUGGUCAAUCUUCAAGUUUCUGCAAAAACCACAGAUGACGAAGAGCUUUUUAUCCAAUCCUGUUUCGUCUCAGCGUCCCCAAAGCCUCAGGCCAGACCGAGACAUGCAGUUAUAAUAAAUAAAGGGUAAGUGGAUAAA